Molecule: messenger RNA, 3612 nt
Organism: Megalobrama amblycephala (Wuchang bream)
Lineage: Eukaryota; Metazoa; Chordata; Actinopteri; Cypriniformes; Xenocyprididae
Product: oligodendrocyte-myelin glycoprotein-like
Exons: 2
Coding region: 269-1522 (417 amino acids)
Biological process (GO): neuron projection regeneration
Molecular function (GO): protein binding
Source: RefSeq, a predicted model, not a curated record
CUCUCUCUCUCUUUCUGUACCAGGGCACAGACUCUACUACAUCUCCCCUCCCUCCCUCUUCCUCUCUCCUCCACUAUCUUAGUGAUCCCAGAAAGGGACCUUCACAGAGAAAGACGGGAUUUGGACUUUACUGCAGCAUAAAGCAUAGAAAGAAUAGAAAAUUAGAAAUCAGAAUCGUUCUUAUCUAGAGACCAAGCAGAAAGAAAGAGGUGAGGGAUGGAGAGAAACUGAAAGACAGAAAGAGGACAGGAAAAAGGAGCACAGAGUGAUGAGAAGGAUAAGGAACACCAUGAAGAUGCUCGUGUGUACUGUGAAGCCCUGCCUGCUCUUACUGUGGUUUACAUGUACAUACGUACAUGCAGAAUGUCCCACUGUUUGCUCCUGUAGCGAGAGCCAUCGGACAGUUGACUGUUCCUGGAGGGGGUUUAGGCAUCUGCCGAAUGGCCUACAGAGAAACAUUCAAUCCCUCAAUCUGACCCACAAUCGGCUAUCUGACCUGGACCACCACCUAAGCUCCUUCACACAUUUGCGGAUCCUGGACAUCUCCUAUAACCGUCUACUUCAUUUCCCAGCCUCACUGCCACGGGCGCUGUGGGAAAUCAACAUCUCAGGAAACCGCCUACGUGUACUUAACAAGGAUGACACAGCAUACCAGUGGAACCUCAGAGUUCUGGACCUGUCCGUCAAUAAGCUGGAGCGUGUGGUCUUCAUCAACAACACACUCCCCCACCUGAAGGCUCUCAACCUCAGUCACAACAAGUUCUGGACGGUACCUACCAACAUGCCCCAUAACCUGGAGGUGGUGGAUCUAUCCCACAACACCUUGGUCCAGAUUCUACCGGGGUCACUGGUCCGGCUACACAGGCUGGCUCAGUUCUACCUGCAUGCAAACCGCUUUACUACGGUCAAUGAAGGAGCAUUCGAGCAUCUGCAAAGUCUGAAGCUCAUCACUCUAGGGGACAACCCAUGGGCUUGUGAAGAAACUGCCAACAUCAGCCACUUGUUGGUGUGGACCAAACACACUUCCGCCAGAGUGUUGGGCUGCCCCUGCCACACCUGGCACACCUGCGGAGAAGCUCACCUGUCCAGGACAGGGAGCUGGCACUUUGGUGCCUACACGCUGUCCCCAUAUGUCUUUGGAACCGAGGAGCCAAGCCAUCCAUAUGUACAAGCGGUAACCACACACUUCUUGACAGGGACGUCACUCCUAAACACCUGGGAUGACCAAACAGGAUCUAGAAGCACCAAGGAACAGGAGUCUUUCAGAAAGGGCAUUCUCUUUACCUCGACUUCAGAGGUUUCCGAUUCAAAUAUUCGUUCGACUACAGAAGGCCCAAUCACACCAGUCGACUUCUUCACCACCAUCUCCACCACCCGCAGGACCACCACUCUCCGCACACGGAGCGUGAAGAGACCCAAUCAGAAUCUCAGCAGAAACACAAGCUCAGGACGCAGUGCCGGCUCACUCUACACAUCAGUCUGCUGUCUGCUCCUCCUGAUGGCCAUGUCACAACGGCUCUGAGGGUCACCUAAAUCACAUGGUCCUUCUUCUAAACUGGAUUUUCAUUUCAUUACAUUUUCAUUUCACUUUUACGUUCAACAUAUCAUGAAAACUUAAAAUGAACUUCCAAAACAGAACAGUCUCACAUUAUUACCAUCUGCUGAUGUAGAGCAGCAACAAGCAGGAUUACUGGACAUACAAGUUUACAUGGAACGGAUGCAGAAGCAUUUCAUAGGUUAAUCAGAUUAACGUUACUCAGAUUAACUGAAUCCAAUUUGUUUAAAAACGAUUCUAUUAAUUUAAAUGCAUGAGUCUUAUUACUGCAAUAAAACUAAAAUAAUAAACAUGGACAAAAAGCAUCUUGUUCUUUGUGAUUGUUAGCUCUGCACUGUACAAUAAAAUCUGUAAAAUAAAAAAUAAAUAAAUAAAUAUAAACAAAAUGAAUGGUAAGAAUUUAUAAUGAAAUCUAUAAAUUCCAUUUGAAAUGUCUUUUCAUUUAAAAAUAAAUUAUAUUUUAACCAUGUAAAGUUUUAUCCAAACAAAUAAAUCAGUCACUGAAAUGUCCAGAAAGCUCCAUGUUCCAACAGCUACAUAGCUGCAAUCAUCAAUUAUCGGGGUUCAAGUGCUUUAAGGCCUUCAAGCACAUGCGUAAAAAGGUAUAUUAGGUAUAUUAGUUAUAUUUUAAUUAGCAGGCCUGUAACCAUCUCGAUCAUAGGUGAAAAAUACCAUUUAUGGUAAAUACAGGCAAUUUACCAUAAUUUACCAAGUUUUUUUUUUAAAGUUAUCGAGGUCGAGCCAAAAACCUAGGACCAGUUUGCCAAAGUUGCUUUUUGAAAUAAUCUCCUAUAUUUAAUGAACAAUUUGAUGAACAGAGGCAGUCCUAGAGGCAAAGUUGCUCAGAAUGAGGAGUUCUACCAUGUGGUACAAAUGUCAUAAGUGUGUGCGAAAAAUCCUUCAUGCACAUAAAAAACGCAAAGAUGUUUCCCUCCCCUAGGGCUGUGAGUCAAACAGGACAAGCGAGUUUUGUUCCUAUUGGCCUCCGUUAACCUUGUCUGAUAACCGCUCAAAUUUCAUUCGCUGAUGGCGGCCAUGUUUUUUGAGAUACAUCAAUGUCCUCAUAGAAGAUCAUGGCACCUCAGAAGAAGACACUGCAUGCCAAUUUUCAAGUCGAUCGGACUAACGGUGUAGUUAUAGCCGUUUUCAUGUUUGGUUUUUUUUCAUGUUAUAGCACCACCAAAUGGCCAGUUGCCACAUCCUGUUUCACAUGAUCACUGAAUGAGCUCUAACACAGGUGUGCUGAGUUUGGUGAAAAUAUCUCAUUCCGUUCAUGAGUUAUAUAGUCAAUUUAGUAAAAGUGGGAACAAUUACCGUGAAUCAAAAUUUAAACUUUUUUUGAUAACUAAUGACAAUCAGUUUCUGGAGAAUCUCGCCGCACUGUUCCGAUUGGGCCAAAAAAGGUUUUUCAAAAAAUUCAAAAUACCCGAAAAUUUCGUCAAGAACGACAAGCGAUUCAAAAGCAUGCAUUGUGUCCGUCUUGAGCCAAGGAUUCCAACGACAUAAGACACUUGAGCGGUUAAGGAGUUAUCAGCAUACUUUACUCAGGGUGAUCGGGCAAGCCUUGGUGACGUUGUAGACGGUGUGAGUAAUACCAGCCCUCAAAGUUUCAAGUCUCUACAACUUAUGAUUUGGUCUGCCCGAUCACUUUUAGGGGAGAAUGCUGAUCCUUGGAAAAUAUAAUAAUUACAAUAGGGUUUCAAUAGAGCUUCGCAAACAACUACGCAACUAAUAAACAACAUAUCCCAUAUAGAAAUCAGCACAAAAAUCAUAGUAACAGAUGUGUUAAAAUCUUUUAAGUUCUGCUAUCAUGUAAACUUUACUUCAUUAAACCCUAUUUUUUCAAGGUUUAAGACAGAGACCAUCUCUACAAGCCAUCUCUGAACACAUGGGGGAGCAGAGGCUUUCCAAUCCCUUAAUAUAAUUCUCUUGGCCACAACUGAACCAGUGUGGAGAAGCUAGAAACCACCCAUCACCUUCUAAAAACACAGUUUAAGUUAAUGUUAACAGGAUUUCCCAGCUUUUUUUUUCUCACCAUAAUGCAUUCACUUUCAUGG